This is a messenger RNA of Mercenaria mercenaria, 2001 nucleotides long. Its product is annotated as hemicentin-1-like. Gene Ontology annotation, biological process: cell-cell adhesion. The record is from RefSeq and is a predicted model, not a curated record. NCBI's taxonomy places the organism in Eukaryota, Metazoa, Mollusca, Bivalvia, Venerida, Veneridae. The transcript is spliced from 16 exons. The coding region runs from base 49 to 1932 and encodes 627 amino acids.
UAAAGAUAUGUCUGUUUAGGUGAGACAGACUUUCUCUUACGUAAUAAAAUGGGGGACAUCAAACACGCCAAGAAAUUAAGCUCGACGACGGACGAGUUACGGGUAGUGGACGGGAGCAGUUCGUCCGGUACACUGUGUUGUUUGAGGGCUACAAUAUGGACGCUGUCUCUGUUCACAGUCGUUGGGGCAUUUGUGCUGAUGAAUUAUCUACAAUAUGAUCAAAUAUUGAGGUUAAAACAGAGAGUGGAAUAUUUAGAAAACAGCGCACUUCUGUUCGAUGAACCCAUCAGUGUAUCCCAUAAAGAAAAAAGAGACUCCGAUGGACCUUUCGCCAUACUGACAAAUAUUGUUGAUGACUUAGUACGCCAGGAGGUAAAGAGAGCCCACGAACUGUGCAAGUGUCCAGGUGAUGUCAGAGAAGCAAAGCAAGGUUGUGGUGAAAGUCUAUCGAAACGACAACUUGUAUCGGGACAACAGUGUUGCACUGCUUUAGCUAAACCAUCUUAUCGCGGUAACUCCACGGAGAUUGUUACCUCAUAUCUUGGACAAGAAGUGCUUUUACCAUGUAAUGCCACCGGAUACCCGCCGCCGACGGUGUCAUUCACUCCCUCGGUAGACCCGACCGGAAAGAGCAGAUAUAGACCAACACCUGGAGGCAUGCUGAUACAAAAUGUUCAGUUUUCAGACGGCGGAAGAUAUUACUGUAAAGUUGAGAACGCCCUUGGAGUACAGAAUAAAAUUAUAGAACUUCGAGUUACAGAUCCUGUCGUUGCCACAACCACGCCAACUAGUGUAACUGUAAACGAGGGCAGUUCUAUACGUAUACAGUGUGACGUGACCGGAAAUCCUACACCUGUAGUCACGUGGCAACAUCAAAGACUUGACGGCGUGACUGUGCCAGUGAUAGCCACCCCACAAACAAUUAUCACUGGAAACACAAUCACGAUCAACAAUGCUUUAGCUUCCAAUGCAGGAAGCUACAUUUGUCUAGCACAAAACCAGUUUGAGAAAGAUCAGGCUUCAACGACUGUCAACGUGAUUGGAAAACCCCAGAUUGUUCAGCCACCGAAGACUCAAACGGUGCUUCAAGGUUCUACUGUAAGACUCUACUGCUCCGUUGCAUCUAACCCACCGGCCACAAUCACGUGGACAUACCCUUUGACUGGCAGCAAACCACCACUGAAUGCCUACGUAAAUCCUGAUAAUUCUGUUACCCUGUCAAAUGUUGACAAGUAUAACAAUGGAAACUACCAGUGCGCGGCUAGUAACUCUUACGGUACAUCGUAUGCACAGUCGAGCCUCGUUGUCGAAAAGAAGGUAUCAGUGGCAACCACGCCGCAUUUGCAGCCAAUGACCGGUUCAGAACCUAUCCUCAACUUCCAGUGUUCGGUUGACGGCAUUCCUAAACCGACAACCACGUGGUCAAAAGUUGGAGCCGCCCCAUUAGCUGGUAACAGCAAAUAUCUUGCAUUGUCUGGCGGCAAUCUUAUUAUUAGCGGCCCUAGCCUGGCCACUGAUACCGGUAUCUUUGAGUGUUUUGGUACAAACAGAAAUGGUAAUGCAACUGAUAGCGUUAUAGUUUACAGAGCUCUUGGUCAAAUAAAGUGUACAGAUACAUUUGCAAGUGUGGGCUGUACGAUGGGUCAAACAUGCGGGGGACAUUGUCCAAACAACUGUAACUUUCAAGGUCAAAAUGUGUACGGAUACAAAACAUAUGCAAUGGACUCUGCAAUAUGUAUGGCUGCCACACACAGUGGGAGUCUACCUAACCCAAACAAUGACCCGGUCAUUUGGAAACAUGUAGCCAGUGGGAUUUUCAGCGGGGUCUCCAACAAUGGCAUAACAAGUCAAUCGCACGCCUCAUCCGAUGCGAGUCAAAUUAUUCAACCCUCUACCGGAAGGUCAUCUGCAGGAAACUCUCUGAUUGGUUAAUUGUUGUUCUUUACCUCAUUAAAAAAUUGUUUUUUUAGCAGCGUGUAAUUCGCUACUAUGUACCUCUUU